UGGGCUACCAUGCCUACAGUUUGUUCUACACGAUUUCGAGUCUUUUCUGUCUACUGUAGACACGUGGUGUAUAACUUUGCUGAAUUUCUAGAAAGAAGGUAGCCAAAAUGUCACAAUUGACGUGGAUGAUAAUUCGAAACAAUAAUGCGUUUCUAUUGAAGAAGCGUACAAUUCGAAAGCCGUUUUCUACUGAACCGAGCAAUUUAACGAAUCUCAGCAGUUACCGCUAUUCAGGAUUAAUUCAUCGCAAAAGUGUCGGUAUCAUAGACACUCCUGACAAGAAAGGAUUUACUGUUGUUUACAAAAAAGCAAAGUCAGCUACGAAGCCCGCUAAGGCAAUUGUAAGGCGUACCAUGAAAAACGGAGCACGUCGAUCUCUACACAAACUGAAAACUUUGCUUACAGCUAACCAAUAUCGAGUCGACCUUACUAAGGCGGCUCUGCGGCGUGCUAGUGCAGUACUAAAAUCUCAAAGGCCACUACCAGCAAAAAAAACGCGUAUUCUAAAGAAGACCGAAUGAAAAUGUACAUCAUGAAUAAUAAAACUAUUUAAAUAAAGUGUACUGUAAUCAUACUUUAGGAUGAAAUA
Messenger RNA from Belonocnema kinseyi, 589 nucleotides. RefSeq names its product 60S ribosomal protein L28 (gene RpL28). The transcript is spliced from 4 exons. The record is from RefSeq and is a predicted model, not a curated record. Gene Ontology annotation, cellular component: ribosome; cytosolic large ribosomal subunit. Bases 108 to 521 code for a protein of 137 amino acids. Gene Ontology annotation, molecular function: structural constituent of ribosome. NCBI's taxonomy places the organism in Eukaryota, Metazoa, Arthropoda, Insecta, Hymenoptera, Cynipidae. Gene Ontology annotation, biological process: translation.